UCAGCUAAAACCUAUAUAAACAACACAUCCUGAUUAGAAUCAGGCUCCUCAGAAUUCAAAGCGGAAAAAGUUUUUAAUCGGAUUAUUGGAUAUGGAUUCUGCGAGGCCACCUCACUCUUGCAUACCUCUUGUUUCAAGGCUGGAUCAUUUGGAUUUUAUCAUGAAACGUUUAGAAAGCAAGCAAGAUUUGGCGAAAUGGGGGAGCAUGAGAAGUACAGUUAGAGGAGAGGCGGGGGAGAUUCUGCCAUUGGAUUUGGCAGUGAGGGAGGGUAACUCCACAGGGUCUCUGAUAGACCGGGUGGCGACCCUUGAACAACGUCUUCUUCAGCUAUGCCUCGAAAUGGAUUCGAGCAGCAGCUCACGCACUUCUGGGGAAAAAUCAUCGAGCCAAGAAUCCAAACGAGAAUUAGUGUCGGGUCCAUCAUCCUCCACAUUCUUUGGCAUCUCCAACCGCAAAACAAGGAACCCGCCUCAACUUCAUCAAAAUUUGUCUGCAAUCCAGGAAGAGGGGAAAUCCGAUACCGUUCCACAGCAGCAAAAGAUUAAACACUCAGGUCCUGGCAAGCUCAAGCUUGGAAAGAGCAAGAUUGCUAGCGAUAACAAGAAGAGAACAUCCAAGCUCGUCGGAAGAAAGGACAAGCCUCGCAAUUGGCCACUACUGAGCUUGUUGGGCUGUUGAUGCACCAAUCAUAUGUUUCUUAUUCAUGUCAUUCUCUGUUAUUUUAACGAGCUUUUUCUCUAGGAAAGUGGAUCCGCAGAUUUUAA
Syzygium oleosum is the source of this 765-nucleotide messenger RNA. RefSeq lists its product as uncharacterized. The transcript has 4 exons. Bases 92 to 679 code for a protein of 195 amino acids. Lineage: Eukaryota; Viridiplantae; Streptophyta; Magnoliopsida; Myrtales; Myrtaceae. The record is from RefSeq and is a predicted model, not a curated record.